GUGCCCGCCCCGGGGGGGGCAGCCCCGCCCGGCAGCCACGGGGCCCGGGGCAGGUGGGCCAGGCCGGGCCGGGCCGAGCCGGGCUCGGCCGAUCGCCCCGCUGGGCUCGGCGGCAGGGCUGCCCCGCUCCGCUGCGCUGCCGGGCGAUGGCAUCGACCAGCCACCGCCACCACAACAACAACAGAGGAGAAAAAAAAAAAAAAAAAAAAAGAAGAAGAAAAGGAGGAAGCUCCGUUUUACAGCCUCACCUCUUCUCCUCCUCCCCUCCAGCUCCCGGUACCGAGAGCUGGCAGAGAAAAAUUUAAGAGACUUCGCGUGUGUGUGGUGGCACUGACACUCAGGAAAUACUAAUACGGAUCAUUUGACCUUCUAAUCGCUAGAGUUGAAUCUCCUGAUACCAGAAUUAGGAGAGAGUGCCUUCAGAACCAAUAUGUAGCAAAUGGGUAUUGCACCUCCGAAGCUCCUCCCUUGGGUCAACACUUGCAUGUUUUAAGGAUCCUUGUCACCCCAGCACUGAAUUGUUCUUGUGAACUUCAGAAACAGAUUUCAUGAGGUGCUUGCUAAACGCUGAGUCACCAUGAGUAGUAAUCUAGGAAAAGAAAAGGACUGUAAAGAGAAGGAUCCAAAAGUCCCAUCGUCAAAAGAAAGGGAGAAGGAGGCCAAAGCCUCUGGAGGAUUUGGAAAAGAGAGCAAAGAAAAGGAGCCUAAGACCAAAGGGAAAGAUGCCAAAGAUGGAAAGAAGGACUCCAGUAGCACGCAGCCUGGGGUAGCUUUUUCAGUGGACAAUACGAUAAAAAGACCUAAUCCAGCCACAGGUACCCGCAAAAAAUCCAGCAAUGCUGAAGUGAUCAAAGAACUGAAUAAAUGCCGGGAAGAGAAUUCAAUGCGCUUGGACUUGUCCAAGAGGUCUAUACACAUGCUUCCAUCAGCUAUCAAAGAGCUAACGCAGUUAACAGAACUUUAUUUAUACAGUAACAAACUGCAGUCCCUACCGGCAGAGGUGGGCUGUCUUGUGAACCUGAUGACACUGGCCCUGAGUGAAAACUCACUUACCAGUUUGCCUGACUCUCUUGAUAACUUGAAGAAACUGCGCAUGCUUGACCUGCGGCAUAACAAACUUAGAGAAAUCCCUUCGGUGGUGUAUAGGCUAAGCUCUCUCGCCACUCUUUACCUACGCUUUAAUCGUAUAACUACUGUGGAAAAGGAUAUCAAAAACUUGUCAAAACUCACCAUGCUUAGCAUACGAGAGAACAAAAUCAAGCAACUACCUGCUGAAAUUGGUGAGUUGUGUAACCUCAUAACGCUGGAUGUAGCGCACAAUCAGCUUGAACAUCUUCCAGAAGAGAUUGGAAGCUGCACGCAGAUCACAAACCUUGACUUGCAGCACAAUGAGCUUUUGGACCUUCCAGAAACUAUAGGAAAUCUGUCCAGUCUAAGUCGUCUUGGCUUGAGGUACAAUAGGCUGUCAGCAAUUCCGAAGUCUUUAGCAAAAUGCAGUGAACUCGAUGAACUGAACUUGGAGAACAACAACAUUUCUACUUUACCAGAGGGUCUUUUAUCCAGCCUUGUCAAACUGACUAGUUUAACACUCGCCAGGAACUGCUUCCAGUCCUAUCCCGUGGGUGGCCCGUCCCAGUUCUCCACAAUCUACUCUCUCAAUAUGGAGCACAACCGCAUCAAUAAAAUCCCCUUUGGAAUUUUCUCUAGAGCUAAAGUAUUAAGUAAGCUGAACAUGAAGGACAAUCAGCUGACCUCUCUCCCCUUGGACUUCGGGACUUGGACUAGUAUGGUAGAACUGAACUUAGCGACCAAUCAGCUCACAAAAAUCCCUGAGGAUGUGUCUGGGCUUGUUUCUCUUGAGGUUCUUAUCUUGUCAAACAACCUCCUAAAGAAACUUCCCCAUGGAAUUGGAAAUCUACGGAAACUCCGAGAAUUAGAUCUAGAGGAAAACAAACUGGAAUCCUUGCCAAAUGAAAUAGCUUACCUCAAGGAUCUGCAGAAAUUGGUUCUGACUAAUAAUCAGCUGACCACCCUUCCCAGAGGGAUUGGUCACCUUACCAAUCUGACUCACCUUGGGCUUGGAGAGAAUCUUCUCACACACCUUCCUGAGGAAAUUGGUACACUGGAGAAUCUGGAAGAACUGUAUUUGAAUGACAACCCCAAUCUACACAGCCUUCCCUUUGAGCUGGCUCUUUGCAGCAAACUGUCAAUAAUGAGUAUUGAGAACUGCCCGCUCAGCCACCUUCCACCUCAGAUUGUUGCAGGAGGACCCUCCUUCAUCAUUCAGUUCCUAAAAAUGCAGGGACCAUAUCGUGCCAUGGUCUGAUGCUAAUCGGAUUGUCCAAUACACUGUACAAAAUACAAACUGCAUUAAUGUUGUAAUUGUCUGUAUAUGUAUAUAUAAUAUAAUAUAUCUGGUUUAUAUUAUAUUAUAUAUAUAUAUAAAUAUAUAAAUAAUAUAAAAAGGCAAAUUUAAGACUGCAUUAUGUGUUUCUGCUAAUAGAGGAAUCAUAGCCAUUUAGAUUUUUUUUUUUUACUCUGUAAAAAUGCUUGUCUAAGUUUUCUUUGCUGAAUUUGAUGGAAGUUGUCUGAAUAAUCUGGAAAUGCCAGUUCAUUUUAAGCAAUUGCCAAUGAACUCAAAGUUUAAAUUUAAGGGAAAAAAUAGUUUUGCUUAGAUUUACUUUCAGUUAAGAGAAAUGUAUAACCUUUAUAUAAUGAACUUCUCUGUUUUCCUCCCGCCUUUUUUUUUUUUUUUUUUUUGUGUCAAAACCUGAAAGGGUCAUGUGUCCUGAGGUUGGGAUUUUCUUUUAACUUAUUUUGAGAUUUGAAGCAAAUAGUGUUUUUAUAUUGUUUACAGUCAGAGUAAAUCACUGGAUUUUGUUUUAUUCCGAUUUGCUCUGUUUUAAUCAAUCAUAUCUAGAAUUUAUAUGUGUCUGCUGAUGAAUUUUUAUCAACCGGUUUGUAUACUAAAAGCAUACACUCAUCAGAAAAACUGGCAGGUGAAAAGGAUGCAGUCAAAACAAAAGAAAAAGAAAAGAAGAAAAAGCUUGAAUUCCUUUAAGUCUUGCUUCCCUGAGUUAUCAGUUGCAGGCAUAACAUAUCUGAACUGAGCCUUUUGCGGUUGGUCUUUUCUAGCACAAGUAAACCUUUUCAGAUUGGUAAAAACAUUGAGUAUACUCAGUGAAGAGCGGUUUUCAUUUUGUGAAGUAACAAGUCCAUGAGGUCUAACAGUACAGUUAAAUGGCAAGGAAAUAAUAUAUAUGUACAUUUUUAUUACAAUGUUGAGUCAUAAACUACAACAGGCAAUUUUAAGGAUUCCUUGUAGUCCGUGUACAAUAAAUGAAUGUGUCUUACUUUUAAACAUUGCAAUAUAUGUAAGUUUUAAGGUUGGUUAACAAUGUACUAUGGUUUUAUAUCUUGACUUGCCUUGUACCUCCUUCCAUUAUGGAACUUCUGUGUCCAAGCACAAUAUCUUCACACUGUGCUGUUUUGCUGCUGAACUAAAUGCACUUUUCCCCACAGCUGGGGCACUUGCUUCAAAAUAUUCAGUUCAGUAUCUUGAUUAUUCUUUUUUAACUUCAUCCUAUCUGUUUCAGUAUUAAACCAAUCUAUUAAAAAAGAGGCACCUUUUUUAUUUGUGCAUAGAUGUUGGUAGCUCAAGAGAAACACUGUAAGUAGUGGACAUUCAGUUUUAUCAUGACUUUCUUGGUUGUUUAAAAGGCAGAAGAUGCUUCAGGGAGAUUUACACUAUUGUUGCACUUGUAGGGCCAGUUUUCCUUUUUCAGGAGGGUAGGAACUCGAGGUGGUUGCAUUCCACGGUUACUCAAGCACUGUCCAGUUUAUACUCAUUGGAAUUGCUGCUGGGGUAGUAUGACUUAGAGGACUGUACCUUUUGAACAAAACCAAAUCAGCUGAUGCCAUGGGAUCUCUUUUUCACAUGCAGAGGUUUGGGGAAUAUUAUUUCUGGCUUUCAGGCAUGCUUACUUAGACGUAUUGCCUUGAUCUAUUUGCAUUCUGUUUUGUCAUACACCUUUUCUUUAACAAGGAGUAAGUUUAAAUGGAAGGCAGGUGGAGAUAUAAAACCUUAGAGGGCUUAAACAUGCUGUAAAACUAUUGUAGAUGUCACUGGAUUUUACUAAGUAAUGUUCUGUUCUUUCUCACACACUCUAUCUUCCCCCUCGUGGUUUUUUUUUUUAUUUUAUUUUUUUUUUACAUCUACUGUAGCUUUUCAGUUUAGAUUUUAGUUUAUAAAAGGCUAGUUCCUUACAGCUCUGCCUGAAGUUAAUCUUUCUUAGCAUUACGGUGUUAAAAUAUGAAGAUGCUGAAAUGCUUAGUAUCAAGACUGUAAUCUAACUUCUGAAUAUACUGCUGAAUCUGUAUUUGUGCCCUCAGGUCACUAGGGGAAACUGGUUUGAUUAAUAUGGUUCCUUAAAACAAAAGUGGCAACCCUUUGUGUUUUCAAGCAUCUUGGUCUCAUUCCCUGUCAGCUCCUCAAUCCCAUUUUUAUGAGUUGACAGGAUUGAAUUUUAGUUUGUAUAUAUGUUGAUUAUUCACCUUGUUAAGGUACAUGGUUAAUGACUGUAUGAUUGGAGCUGACCCUCUCUCACAUAAAUUCUUGUGGAGAAGUUGGCUACCAAACUAGUGCUCGUUACACUUGCUUAAAAACAAACUACUCUUUUCAUUACACUUAUAGGAAUAAAGCUAUGUUUUAAUUCAUUACAAUAUUAAAAACAGGAUAUUUUUUCAAACUAUCUUUGUACUAGUAUGGUUGUUGCAAUGCCAGAUAAUCCUGAGCCCUGUUUUAGGAGCUUAAUUUUAUACAUUCUGAGGUGAAAGCUUAUUUUUUCAGUGUCUCAAGAGAGAUUUGAAUAAAAAUAGAGUGAGAGAAGUUCUGGUACAGGAGAAAUCAACUCAGAAGGAUUUGAAAAAUUCUUUAAAAUUAUCCAGAAAGUUUAAGUAUUACAUGUGUGGCAUGGAUUGGGAAUAGGUGCAUAUAAAUCCAUGUAAGUCCAUACAUGGAUUUAUAUCCAAAUCUAUAUACAGAUCCAUAUAAAUCCAGCUAUUUUCAUCAGUCAAAACAGUCUUACAUCCUGACAUAACAGACUUUUGCAUCUCCCAGGAUGCUGGAUUGUUAAGUGGUGCAGUUUCUAAAUUGUAUUUAAUGCCUGAUGACAUGCAGUUGGACAUAUGUGCUGGGUUUUCCAUGUUUAAGAAUUUUGUUUGGCCUAAUCAAUUAAAGUAUGAAUGGAAAGAACUUCAUACUGACAGGUGUAUGUAUAACACAUACAUAUAUAUAUAUAUGUAUAUGUGUAUCUAUAUAUGUAUGAAAGUAUAGACAAAGUGGAGAAAUUAAUUCUUUAUGGCACCUUUGAAAACAAGAUGGAGAAACAGGUGAUUCCCAGAUACUUGUAUUAAGUAUUUAUCCCCCUUGCCAUACUAGGGGAAAUAUUUUAGAAGGGUUAUUGAAAAGUGUGACAAUCUUUACUUUGGGUGGAAAUCAUGACCUUGAUUGCUUGCCCAUAGAUAAAAUACAAUUUUGUAUGUGUCUGUGCCUCUGUACAUAAGAAUAUGUACAUAUACACAUGCCCUGUAAAAACACUAUCCUCAAUCAUGUCUUGAUUUAACAAGGUAAAUUACUGUACUAUAGACUAUAUAGUAUUGUGGAAGUCUGGUAAGGUGUAAAGCAGAUAAGUGAUUUGUUGAAUAAUGAAAAGAAGGAAUAAUUGCUGUUGUGACUCAUGUUGGUCACCUAUUGCAUUUAAGUUUACUAAACAGUUGUUUGGAUAUUCUUUGCAAAACCCAUUAAAUUUCUGUCUCUGGCUGUCCCAUAUUUAAGUUCAUCACCAAAGUUGCCUAGUAUAAAUGCAGUGGAAAUGCUGCUUGCGAAGUUGGGUCACACAGUUGUGUAACUGGCACUCUUCUGCUAUUGGAAACUUGUAAAUUCAUACACCCUUUUUAGAAAGAGAUUUGGGUUGUAGAAUAUUUGCUUCAGUGCCUCUCUUCAAUUUAGGUUUUCUCUGUAGUUUUGUCCAUCUUUUGCUAAUGUUGUGUGAGAAAGUGCAUGUUCAGACUUGAAGGUCGUGUUUGCUCAUGUACAUGAUUUAGUAAAUUAGUACUCAGAUUGUCUAGCUGGUUAGCACUUAAACCCAUCAUGUCACCUGGAAUUCAAGUAUCAUCUUUAAUCCUGGGAGUCUGAAAAAUACCUUUUAUUUAACAAUUAGAAAACUUUGAGAGGGUUUUUUCUGUUUUGUUUUUUUUUUGUUUGGUUUUUUUUUUUUUUUUUUGUUUUUGGUUUGGUUGUUUGGUUUUUGGUUUGUUUUUUGUUUUUUGUUUUUUUUUUUUAAAAAACCUUCAAAAUAGAUUAAAUUUCUGAAUCAGUACAAACCCACAUUGGGCAAGUCUUCAUAUCUGGAUGCAACUAAGAAGUUUCAUAUAGUCAGUAUCAUACCUUGGUUGUAUCAAAUCGGCAUGCCAGAGUAGCUUCUAAUUAAAAAUGGGUAGUUGGCAGUAAUUUGCAGAAGGCAAACUUCAAGGCACGGUAAGGACAAUUACAAACAAAUUAUAGUAUCUACAAAUGGGUUUUGGUUUUACAUUAGUAAAGAUCAGAAAAUUACAUUUAUUAUUCUGAUGUUUAGGUCUUAACCAGGACUGCACAGGACUUUUGCUGUGGAAAAUACCAAACCACACUAAUUCUGUGGUUAAAAGCUAAACAAGAGUGUAAACAGUCUACAAAAAAUGUACUUUUAAGCUGAAUUAUUGUAAUGUUGAUUGUUAUGUCUAUAUAAAAGAUUGCCUUGCUUUUUUUAUGAGAGUCAUUCUGUAUCAAUGCAUUAAUUAUAAAUAGUAUAUUUGUAAAUAAGCUGCCACUGAGUCUUCUGAAAGAUUUCUAGUAUUUCUAGUCUAAUAUUAACUUGGAUGUAAGACGUGCUUUUGCAGUGCCCUAAACUACCAGGAACUGCUUUCUCAUUAUAUACCCAUCACAGUUCAAAAGACCUGAAGUAAAAUAUAGAUUUUCAUGUAGAGUAAUUAGACGAAACUUCAAAAGUUGCAUUACUGCUUUACUCAGUCAUGUAGAUUGGACACCUUUUAUAAAGCAAAUGUUGGUAAAAUCUUUUACUUUCAUUUUUUUUAUAGUACAGUAGGGCAUAUUGUAAAAAAAGCACCCACCUUUCUCUAUGAAAGGGAAAAUAAAUCUUGGGUUUUAGUGCAAAAUGCAUUUCAACAACAACAAAAUAUAGGUAUAGAGUUCUGGUGUGUAAAAGACAGACACUGGCAUUUAAACUUCCGGUGUAAUAAAAGAUAAUGUUGCCAAGCUGACUUGACACAGAUCUAAACCAAUAUCUUUUAACUGUCAAGCUCAUUACAGUAGACACUGUUUCAGGAAGGUCAUGCUUGCAUCAUGUCCUACAAACAAAAAAAACACUAGUGACCUUUGAAGUCAGAAUAGAAGGCCUCAGCAGCUCGGAUAUGAUGAUCACAAGGAGGGCACUGGUGUACUUGCUAAAGCUGAUCACUUUUAUAAACUGGAAUGGGUCCUCAUAGAGCCCGGCAGUAACUUGUGCAAUAAUCUGAGUGUUUCUGUCCUUACACCAGAUUUCUGCUGAUUAAAUUCAGUAGCGGGUCUGACCAAGCUGCUUAAAGGUCUGUCUUUGAGUGGAGUCAUCCCUGUUCCUGUAAGUUAUCCAGCAACCCGAAAACAAGCCAAGGAAUUGGCCAGUCUCAUCACAUGAGUGGCUGUGCCCUGCCGUGAUGUUGGACCACGUAGCAUCCCUCCCCUGCCCGGCCGGGCUGAGUGGCAGAUGUCUACGGAACGUAACGGGGAUGCACAGUUCCUCGCAUACUGCUCCAGACCCCGCCAACCACGGUUUGAAGGGCUUGCGAAAAGGAAGCGGCAUCUGUUAUCACUGCAUUUAAUAACCCCUGAUAGAUUAAGCAAAUUCACAGAAGAAAGUGCUUUUUUUUCUUUUUUUUGGGGGGGGAUUUUGUUUGUUUGUUUAUUUGUUUUAAAAUUUCUUUGUAUUUCUGGCCUCUGCAACAUCCUGUGUCUAAUAAUUCUACAAUAUAAUUAUGUGCUGGGUGAAAAA
This is a messenger RNA of Tyto alba (common barn owl), 8084 nucleotides long. RefSeq names its product SHOC2 leucine rich repeat scaffold protein (gene SHOC2). Bases 578 to 2326 code for a protein of 582 amino acids. Lineage: Eukaryota; Metazoa; Chordata; Aves; Strigiformes; Tytonidae. The transcript has 9 exons. Gene Ontology annotation, molecular function: protein binding. The record is from RefSeq and is a predicted model, not a curated record.